Drosophila pseudoobscura is the source of this 7106-nucleotide messenger RNA. It is a transcript of the gene Stacl, whose product is annotated as SH3 and cysteine-rich domain-containing protein. Gene Ontology annotation, biological process: positive regulation of protein localization to plasma membrane; skeletal muscle contraction; positive regulation of voltage-gated calcium channel activity. The transcript has 18 exons. The record is from RefSeq and is a predicted model, not a curated record. Gene Ontology annotation, cellular component: extrinsic component of cytoplasmic side of plasma membrane. NCBI's taxonomy places the organism in Eukaryota, Metazoa, Arthropoda, Insecta, Diptera, Drosophilidae. Gene Ontology annotation, molecular function: protein binding.
GUAAAAUCUUCAAGUGGUCGAAGAAAUCGUAAGUUCUUCGGGUGGAGGGGGCCACGAGGUGGUUCCCUUAGCCCCCGGGCCGGCGGCAGCAUGGCGUCUUACGGCGGCGUGCUCAAGGACUACAGCCACAGCAGCUUGAACGAGGCUUUCAAGUCCCAGAAUAGUGUCAACUUUAAGUUAAUUAAAACAGUAUCCGAUUUCACCGAAACGCUUUCCCAACUGUAUGAGGAACACGCAACUGCCCUACAAACUUUAGUGUCCAAUUAUCGCAAAAAGAAUGUUGAGCUGCGCAAAGAAAGACCCGCCUGCCACUUGGCCAUAUUUCAGGCAUGGGAAUCAUUCCUGCAGGAGGCCGAGACCGAUUCGCAGGCCUGCAACGAUGUGGCCAGUGUCCUCUCCCGACAGGUGUCGCGACCAAUGUUGGACAAGUCCUUUCAUCGCAAAGUUCAAAGCCGUAAAAUAUUUACACACAGGGAGUCUUUUGAGACUAUUAUCGCAAAGACUGAAGAGAAGCUGUCAAAGUGCCGGAUGGACUACAAGCAGUGCCACAUGGCCCAUCGACAGAACCCCAGCCAGCACUCGCUCACCGAAUACAUCGACGCACACAAUGCGUACGUGCAGCAGCUGCAUGCCACGAAUGGAAUGCUUGAGGCCUACCACUGCGACACUCUGCCACACCUGAUGCAGGAGCUGGAGGAGAUACACAAUGACCUGUCCGGCAUUGUUUCCGAUUCGCUGUUUCAGGGAGCCGAUGUAAUUGCCAGCAAGGCUAGCGACCAGGCCAAGCGCUACAUCAGCCUGACCAACCAGUGCAGUGCGGUCUCGCCGCCACAGGAUCUGGCCAACUUUGUGCGCCUCCUGGCCCAGCCAUCGCAGGCCCAGAAGGUUCCUCGGCGGCCCUUUGCUCCACCCCAAGGCGAGCCAGGCGAGGAGAUGGGCGACCAUAAUGAGAUGACCCCCAACUUGCGGAACGAGCUCGUCUUUGACCGCCACUCCACACUGUCGCAGCGCUCGGCCCUGGAGUCACUGAAGCGUGAGGCCAUAGAAUUGGAAUUGCAGAUACGUCAGCUGCAGGACGCCAUCGAUGCACUGAAUCGGACACAGACGCGUGGCAUUGAGGGGCAGCUGUACAACAAGGUCAACGAGCUGCAGGAGGAUUUGUCCAUGAAGAAGUUUGACUUGCGCGCCAAGCAAAUCCAUUUGGCGGCCAUACGGGCUCAGAAGGAGCUGUUCGUGAGCAAAGUUGAGCCUACGUCGCCGCGCAACGAACGCAAAUUCUCCGCUGCCACAGCGCCAUCGAUGAAAACAAAGUGGCUGAAAGCAUUUAAGAGCCUAAAGCCUGCUGGUUCUGGUUCAGCACAACAAGCAGACAGCCAACCACCCCGACAAAAUCAAAUGUACCACGCUGUAUCAACCGUUUUGACUUUGAGGCGUAAUGGUGCCUCCAGCACGGCCUCCGAGCCGCUGCGCCCCAACCUGGACGGGAGCCACCAUCUGCAGGAGUACACGUACAAGAAGAUAACGGCCUGCGAUGCCUGCUCGCAGAUACUGAGAGGACACACGCGGCAAGGUCUACGCUGCCGCAUCUGCAAGCUGAAUGCCCACGGAGACUGUGCCCCGAAUCUGCCGCGCUGCCAGCCCAAGCAGAAGCUUCUGCGGCGCCAGAAGAGCACCUCCGAGCUGGAGAAUCGUGUUGAUGUUGAGGAGGAAACAGGCGCCGACAAGUCCGUCCAGGCCAAGGUGCUGGAUGGCAGCUUCGUGGGAGGGUCGAUCCCCGGGCCCGCGUUCACUGAGCGGGAGAUGGUGCCGGGCCUACGGCCGGCGGAUAUACCUAUUGUCAGUGUCUCCGAGCUGGCCUUGCAGGAGCAGGAACAGCAGCAGCAACAGCAACAGCAACAGCAACAACAAGUACAACAGCAGCAGCAGCAACAAAUGCAACAGCAGCAGCAGCAGCUACAACAGCAGCAAUAUCAGCAGCAGCAACGAAGUUUGGCAUCGGUGGCGCAGGCGGCAGCGGUGCGGGCCGGACGGGGCGUGCGUCCGCCGCCCGUGGCCAUGCCCAUUCUGGGCGUGCAACUGCAGCAACAGGAGCUGCAGCAGCAACGUGGCGGCCUGCCAGUGCCCACCCAAGAUAUAUCGAGUAGUUCAGCACCGCACUCACCGCGCCGGCAAAAGUUGAACUUACGCAUGAAAUCCCUGAGCCUGGACUCCCCCGAGUCGUCGGAGCUGCACGGCCAAUUCCGGCGGCGUCCGCAGCUGCCGGUGGCGGGCGCCUCCACAUCAGCGGCCCCCGGCUACUAUCACGGCGGAUCGGGAGGCCACCUGGAGCACAGCACUCCACCAUCGAACAACAGCCGUCUGCACUCGCCAUCGAGUCCCUCGCAUACGGGCCGCAAGCUGUUGUAUGCCACACGUGGCAUGCGUGGUGGCAGCGUCGAUUUACCGGAUGAAUUGGAGAAGUCACAGUCCUCGGCCAGCACUUCGCCAUGCCUCUCACCAAAAUCGCAUCGUCUGUUGCCCACCAACUUGUACGUCAUCCUCUACAACUUCAAGGCGCGGCAUCCCGACGAACUCGACCUCAAGGCUGGCUAUAAGGUGACUGUCAUUGACACAUCCGAUCCGGACUGGUGGAAGGGCAAGGUCCUGGGACGCGUUGGCUUCUUUCCAUCCAAGUACUGUGUGCGUCUGAACGCCAGUGAGAAGCCCCUGCAGGUUACCCACAAUCUGCAAGUUUCCGAUGGGGAGCGCAGCGACAAGAUCACGCUUCUGAGAGACCAGAUUGUCAUACAGGUCGGCGAUGAGGUCAAUGGUAUGUGCAUGGUGCGCUCAGCCGACAACCGCCAGGGCUACUGUCCGGUCAAGUAUCUGCAGGAGGUGUGACAGCCAGAAGAGCCAGAAGAUGAGCCGCCUUCUGACGAGCGGAAUAGGCCGCAGAAGUCGGCGUUGCAAACGUCGUCGAGGACGACGGAUAAGACCAAGCGUAGGAUUAGAAUUGUAGUUAACGAUAAUAGCAGCUUAGCCGGAAGUAGUAUCGCACCUGCACCAUCCCACACCACCUAUUCCAAUCACCAGAUCCCCAGAGAAGCGGAGGCCGAGACGAAGCGACUGAACAUCGAUUACGGGGACGAGAGCAGUGCCGACUGGGAGAAGGACAAGGACGUACUCAUUUUGUCCGGGCGCCGAAACAAAAACGACAAGAACUGGGAGAACUGGGAACGGAUCCGCGAGCAGAAGCUGGAGAAGAUGAAGAACAUCUGCUUCGAGAGCUACCGCCAAUCAAAGCGGGACAAGUUGCAACAGGCAAAGCCGCGACCAAAGCAGCUCGACUCCACCUGGUACACGGACAACAUCUACUCCAAUCGCUCGGACGACAUGGAUGAGGACUAUGUACCGGACUGUAUCAAGUACGGCGCUUACCGCCCGCUCCGCGACAUUAACGAGCUCGACGAAAAGUACCCGGAGGAGGCAGGAGUCAACCGGGAGCGGCGCGGCGAGGGCGAGGGCUCCACGGGAUACGGCCUGCAUCGCUCCAAGAGCUGCAAGGAGUUCCAGUACCCCAAGUCGCAGAGCUGGUGCUUCGAGGGCAACGUUUUUGAGGGCGGCGGCGGCGUGGCCAGUGGCAGUGGGAGUGGGAGUGUCCCAGCUGCUCCGGCCACCACCUCCAUACUGAAAAAUCGGUCGGGAGUGCCCAAGUCCUACUCGUUCAGUGCCAGCACCAAGACAAUGCCCUUCGACAUCAUUGACUACGAGCUGCCACCCGCCUCGAACACGCGGCGAGAGAAGCGCGAAGCCUACAGGCGCAACAUGCACAUGCUGUACAGCAACAGCCUGGACGAGCGAACCCUGGCCCACCGGUGUUGCGCCCGGGACCAGUGCACCAGCGCCAGGUGCCUGCUGGACGACAUCUACCCGGGAUCAGGAGCGGCAGCCAGAUCGCGGGGUCGCGCCCCAUCCCAGCAGUUGCUGGCUGGCAGCAGCAGGAAUCUGAAUCUGAACGCAGCGGACUGGCUGUUCGAGGAGCGGGCAGAGGCCGAUCACCGGGCGGGGCGGGCUCCGAGGACGCUGGCCCCCACCGUGAUAUGUUGCUGUGCUGCGGACGAUUGCUGCUGCCACCGACAGCCACAGCCCCAUCUGGUGGUUCGACCGCGGUCCCGUGUUCACUGCCCCGGCCACCAUCCAGCGGCUGAGGAAGAGGAGCACAUGCACUGCCGUUACGACACCGAUCUGGAGCACUUCAUACGGGCGGAGCGCGAACGUCUGCUGCUGCAGGACAAGUUCCUGGACGAGGACGAACGCUACUUGGCCGCGGCACCUGCUCCCCGCAGCCCAGCGCGUCGGUACCCCAACUACCAGCGACCCACACGCAGCAAAUCCCUGCUGGAAAUGGAGCCAUCAAAUCUGUUCGACGACGACACUUGCUCAGACACAACCGAAAUCGAUCUGGAGGACUUCAACAUCGAUCUGGAGAAGUACUGGGAGCAGCUGGACAAGCCCCCCAGUCCCAUCAACAUGGACAUGCGGCGCAACAUGCAGAGCAGCCUCAAGGUGAAGAACGUUAACGUGAGGUGCUACAACAACGGACAACCCAUCGACCUUCACGACCGGGAGCACGAGCGCCUAAUGAUCAAGAAGUCCCUGCUCGAAGGCAUGCCCUCGCCGCCGCAGCUGGACUCCAGUGAGUCCUCCAACAAUCCUGGAUAUCCUUUUUUUGAGAAUUCCGACACCCCCUCCUUCCAUCACCUCUCUGGACCGGGUCGUGCGCCCGCCUAUGUGCCUGCGCCAGGCUACGGGCACAAGAUCUACCCGACCGCGGACGUCCUGCCCUCGUACCAGUACAAUAACUUCUACCCGGAGCACAGUCACCCGACCGUGGGCAACGUGCUGACACAGCAGCCCACAGCCGGCAUCCACCAUGCCUCCGCCGGCGGCCACUCGGCCCUCAGUCUGAUCAACAACAUCUUCUCCAUCUACAAGCCGAACAAGUACUCGCCGGAGAACUGCCAGAUGAACUACGAGAGCAAGCCGGAGCCGUGCAAGAAGAUGAACGUGCCCAGCACCCGGCGACCCCUUGGAGCGGCCGCGCAUCCCCACCCGCACCCCCACGAGUACAUGCACUCCUCGAUGAAGCGACCCCUGCUGGUGAGUGCCGACCAGCCCCACUUCAAGAUUAUACCCGAGAAGACUGGCCUCAAGAUAUCCCCUCUGCUCAGCUACGAUGAGUACGGCGGAGGUGGAUGUGGAGGCGGAAGCAUCGACAAGUCGCAUCAUAGACUGAGCAGCACGGCACGGCCUCUGAUGCUUCCGCACUGAUGGUGCUGGACCUUUCCGUGGUAUGGUAAUGGCAACUAUUGUUAGUUAUGCUCCCAGCGACUGCCUGAACAACUCUCCAGAAAUCCAGAAGACUCGCGAACAGCGGCACGCAACCCAAACGCACACGUUCCUGAGUCCUGCCCCAACAGCAGCUCCACCGACAUUCGUAGCCGGUCGGGAGCUGGGGCUAGGCGUGGGGCUCGGGCUCUGGCACAUCUGUUGUGGCGCUGGCAGCAAUUCGAGUGCGCCACUUCCUCCUCAACCACCACUCGUCGUUGUCGUCCUCGUCCUCGUCCCCGUCGCCUUCGUUCAUUCGCACAAUUUGCUUUUGGUUCGGCAAUGGGAGCAGGGACAUUGUUUCAUUGAUUGAUUCAUCGUUGUCGCAGCAACUGACACUCCAGCAAAAGGAAAUCCAGGAACAACAACUACAGCCAUACCAUUGGAAAACAGCACAAAAAAAAACUACAAGAACAUGACCAAGAACUUAGUCAAGAUUGUCCAAUCUAGAGAUGGAAAUGCCAGUGUGUGAUUAGAUAUCGAAAGAUACAGACAGACCGACAAGUCGACAGAUCGCUUAGUCGGUCAACGCUUACGGAUAAGCAAUGAAUGAAUCCUCUUCUCUCUUCAAACGGCCACUCACUCGAACAGAACAAACUAAACACACGUUUAAACACAUUACAUGUACAAUCAAUGUGCUUUUAAUACGAUGAACAUCGCUAGAGAAAUCGCAGCACAUACCCAGCAGUAUACCCAUACAUAUAUAUGUAGGAAUGUAGUUCAAUAACAGCAAAUGACAGAUACACUAACUUUUCGAGCAACUUUUAAGCAAUCAGCAGCGUAUUUUCAAUAGAGAUACAAAAGAAUACAUACAUACAUAUUUAAGGCAGAUACACUUGCAUGUGUAUGUGCAUGUGCAUGUGUGCAUAGGCUAAGCAGUUAAUAUCGUGUUUCAUAUUCAAGUAUGAGAACCUAUUGUAUGCCCUACUCUGUAGCAGUUAAGCCGAUUUUAUUAGUACUGAAGCUUCGAAAGAACAUUUACCUAAUGAUCGCUCUCGAUAGGGAUACUUUUUGGCAUCGAUAUUGAGAUAGUUUUUGGAAUACGAUACGACGAAAAUACGAAAAUAUGUAUGUAGAUCGGAGAUGGAAGAUGAUGUGUACUAGGGAAAACCGUUUUUAUUGUCACGAAAUUUUUUCUAUUUUUUAUACCAGACAACUUUGAAGCAACUAAACUGAGGGAGCUAAUAAAAUCGCUAGGAUUGUUAAGGACACAAGCUUUUCGCUACGUUUGUAGAUUGCAUUGCAGCUACUAGAAGGGAUUAUACAAAGGACAUACGUUUGGCAAGUGUGUGGCUUGGACCCGACAAAAGCGCUUUUAUAAACUAACUAGAUUUGUAUAUUAAUGUGAAACAUUGAAUAUGAUAAAUAUGAAUUGUACUUUUAUGAUGUAUGCGUAUCCACUGGCCUUAUUUAUUCAGAAGUAAGCAAAUGAGCAACCAAUGAGCUGAACUCACCCACACAAACACUCGAUCGAAACGAGAACACACAUCUGCAUCUGCAUCUGUAUCUUCAUCUGCAUCUGCAUCGGUAUCUGCAGAUAAAGAUGCACACCCAGCACACACACAAAUACAAUUACAAUUGAAAUUUUCAGCAAGUAAUACUCGUAAGGCUUCGCGUCGAUUUUGUUAAUUGUUUUUUGGCGUCCAAUUUUAAAUGAUAGACAACUAGUGUAGGGCUCAAGACGAACUAUACUAUCGAGUAUUUGUAGCAUGUAAGCAAACUAAACAGAAACACAGAAC